AUGGCGAUCAACAUGCAAGCAUCACGCUCUGUUCUAUCUCUCCCUCCUCAACUCAAUCAGAGACUGGCUGUGACUUCAACCGCGAGCAAAAGGUCUUCCUUAAUUUCAAGCUAUGGGAGAUGGAAUGUGUCUUUUAGCCCGAAGUCACGCCCAAUGCGCCUUACAGUUACCUGUGCUGCUAAACCACAGACAGUGGAAAAAGUGAGUCAGAUAGUGAAGAAGCAGCUGGCUUUAUCAGAUGACUCUAAUGUCACUGGCGAAUCAAAAUUUGCAGCUCUUGGAGCUGAUUCGCUUGACACGGUUGAGAUUGUGAUGGGACUCGAGGAAGAGUUUGGCAUCAGCGUUGAAGAGGAUAGUGCACAGAGCAUCACAACAGUUCAAGAAGCUGCAGAUCUUAUCGAGGAUAUCCUGAGUAAACAGAGUCCUUAG
Molecule: messenger RNA, 429 nt
Organism: Lathyrus sativus (Indian pea)
Lineage: Eukaryota; Viridiplantae; Streptophyta; Magnoliopsida; Fabales; Fabaceae
Source: the annotation of a GenBank genome assembly